Purpureocillium takamizusanense is the source of this 1657-nucleotide messenger RNA. RefSeq lists its product as uncharacterized. Lineage: Eukaryota; Fungi; Ascomycota; Sordariomycetes; Hypocreales; Ophiocordycipitaceae. The transcript is spliced from 4 exons. The record is from RefSeq and is a predicted model, not a curated record. The coding region runs from base 592 to 1374 and encodes 260 amino acids.
CAACGACGCCAAGCUGAGCAGGUGAGGCCGAUCUGAACGGGGUGAUGACCAAAAGGCUCAAACGACCGCUCUGACAUGGUUGAACUAGGUACUACGAAAAGCUGGGGUUCACCAGGGUGGGAGACUUUUCGUUUGGCAGAGCCAGCGGAGCGAUUUGGCCAGGCACCUUUUUCCGCAUGGACCUGUAGCCGCUGUCGCGAGAUGGACUCGGAAGACGAAGAUCUGCCGAAGAUUUAUAGUGCGUUCGUACAUGCUGUACGAAGUAUAUGGGUCUUCCGAGAUCAGACUCAUCAGAGGCCACAGUGAGUGGAUUGAUGACUGGUGUUGGCGCCGCCGGGCCACAAGUUGAAACUCAGCAGGGUGUGAGGUGGGUAACUCAUCUUACAACGAAGUACGUAACUAACGUACUUCGUACUCUACGUACUUCCUUGCGUGACCCCCGCUUUAUUAUCGUUCUCACCCCUCAAGGCUUCUUGUAUCGUAACUCGCGCUUCGCUCAUGCGCGUUACCAUCUACAUGUGUACUGCAGAUUGAGAAGCAUCAGCUGCCUUGCCUGUCCUUGUUCUAGAUUGCAACUUUUCCCCGGUCAUAAUGGCUUUCCCGUAUCCCCAGCUGGUCCUCUUUGGCGACUCAUUGUUACAGCACUCAGCCGAGACCCUUGACGGCUUCUCGCUUCAAUCCGCGCUUCAGACCCGUUGCCUGAGACGUCUCGACGUCAUCAACCGCGGCUUCUCAGGAUGGAACACGGCCAACGCGAUCAAGUUCAUCGACCAGAUCUUCCCCAAGCCUAGCGAUGCCUCUCCGCGCAUCAAGUUCCUGGUCGUCCUGCUCGGCGCCAACGACGCCGUGAUCCCGCUGCCGACCACGACGCAACACGUGCCCCUUGAGCAGUAUAAGAAGAACCUCGACGCCAUUGUGAACCACCCGCACAUUCUGGCGCACGACCCCAAGAUCCUGCUGGUAACGCCGCCGCCCGUGGACGAGAUCCGGCUCAAGGAGCUCAACUUGGCGGAGGGUCACCCCUGCGCCGUCCGAACGUCGGCAAUCAGUGCCUCGUAUUCGGAGACGGCCCGCCAAGUCGCGCGGGACAACCCGCACGUCGUCUCGAUCGAUCUAUGGACGGCCAUCAUGGACAAGGCCAUCGCUCUGACGCCCGACGAGUACACCGAGGGCGGGCCCCUUCUGGGCACGCCUGACAACGGCAACCGGGGCGGGCUGGCCACGCUGCUUCCCGACGGCCUUCACAUGAACGGCGAUGCGUACCGGGUCCUCUACGGCCUCUUGAAGCCGCACAUCGGUGAAGAGUGGGUAAGCCUGCCAGUUGAGGACCGCACCGGCUACCUGUUCCCAGACUGGCGGGAGCUGGCAGGCUAAAGAGCGCCAAGCGAUCAAUGACAUCAGCAAGGCAUCUUUGUGAUGGGGUCUUGCGGGCGGUUCGACGGUUUGAGAUGCCGUUGGCAAGCUGCCUAGAAGCGGUAGCCGGGGAAUAUGAUCCACGGCGAAAAGGCGUCGAGGUCAAUGCUGUUGGAUCGUCCAUCAACACCACCAGUAUCAUCAAUCAUCAUCAUGUUCCAAAGCAUUCUCCACCGUGACCAGCCGUUGCCCAUAUCGCUACGUAGUAUACAUUUUUGAUAUCUAUAUCCCAAGCUUGAAUGCA